UCCAUAGUAGUGAUAAACAAAGUAAAUCAUAUUCAUUUUAACACUUCAAGUGUACACGCAGAAGAAGCAAGCAAUUCAAGAGAACAUUCGAAAGGAGCAAGAUGUUACGGCAAAUGGUAUUCAAGAAUUUUAUCAAUUUUAAAGAUUUUCAAAGUUUGGAAUUCAAGGAUGGUCCACAUUUUUUCAUUGGUGCUAAUUCUUCGGGAAAGUCAAGUACGUUAGAAAUUCUAAGAAGAUGCAUGUCAACUGAUAUCAACACUUCGAUAUCUUCAUCAUAUGACGAAACUAGAAAUGCCUACGCUUUUUGUAAAUUUGAUUUACCGUCUGUUACCGAUAUCAGUAACUUUAAAAACAUAAAUAAAAUUUAUUCAGGAGUAAUUAAGACACACGAGAAUAAGUUCAUUAAAAUUGUAUGCCUUGAACAGAGAGAAUCGAAAUCGAUAGUCAUGCAUGUCAUUUAUUACCUCCAAGAUGGAAAUAAUCUUACGAUGGUCGAUAAAAAAACACUCAAUGCUGAAACAUCUAAAGAGUUGUCUAAUAUGUUGAUGAACCUUUUAUCUGCUAAAACAGAACUAGAACAAACCACUUUGGAGCAAAACUUCCUGGAAUACGUUGUCGAGUCCAGGGAGAAUCUGUCGUCUAUAACGGACGAGGAAAUACAAAGAUAUUGGGCAACGGAAGGUAGAACUGCUGAGGACUUUUUAUCGAACUUGUCAACUAAUCAGUUCAUUAGGGAUUUGGAAUCAACGUAUGUUGCAACAAUGCCCAUGAGAGCUAUUGGUACACUGCAGUGGACUAGAAGCAAGAAAAUUACCCUCAAGGAAGAGAAUUAUCUUGAGGCGUGUAAAAGAGCCGAGAUUAUAAAUGAACUGUUGACAUCUGAUGAGGUUGACCAUGUAAAAGCGGAUAGUAUAUUGAAAUUUUUUACUCAUCCAUUUGAAUAUAAAUUUACGUCAAAAUCAAAUCCGGAUGAAAUAAAUGUAAAAGAGACAAAUUCUUCUGAAUUUCAUCUCCUGAAAACACCAGAAGGUAUUAUAGAAGCCAAACAGUUCUCCCUUAUCAUGGCGCAUACAGUUUUCCAUACAAUUUGCCUAGAGGAACCUGACCGGUGUAUGCAUCCUCAAAUGGUCGAAAGGAUGCGAGACAUCUUCCAAAGCGAGAGUAUACAUAGGAACAAAGUAGUGGUUGUAAUAUCCCACAACCCUUUCCUGAUAAACAAUAUCACGGCAGAAAACACACACGUUUUCUUCCGAAAAAGCACACAAAAUUCAUCCAAAGUACGCUUCGGUAUUUGGCCAAUCGACAAAAUAAACCGACAUAUUACUGAUGUAGAUAAUCUAAAGAAAUUAUUUUUUGCAGUUAAAGUACUUUGUAUGGAAGGCUCAACCGAUAAAAUUGUCAUCGAAGGUCUAUUUGACUUUGUACUUAAAUAUUCUGAUUACAAACUUGACAUGAAACAUGAUAUUGUUAGUCAUCAAUUGGUAGUCCUAGGUUCUCAUACAUUCGAUUCUCCAGUAAGGCAGUUUUGCAAACAAACAAGUGUGUCUUGUAAAUGGGUUUUCGAUCGAGAUAAAUAUAUUUUUUUGGACCAAACCAACAAUCAAAAGGUAGUAAAUAUAGACAGACAAAGGUAUGCUGAUGGAGACUACUCCAAAUUCCACAACAGACAUGUCACAGAUUUUCUUGAAGAUCCAAAUGGACUCAACAAAUUGUCAGAACAAUUAUCUGACAAACAGAUUUUCAUUUGGAAAUUAGGAGAUUUAGAGGACACUAUCAUAGAUUCCUUACGCACUAUAGCCCCAAGUGAUCAAAGUGAUAUAUUUGAUGAAAGUCGUCAAAAAUUGACCAAAAAGAAAAUUAAAAAGAAACUGUCAAGUUUACCAAGAGACAAAUUGGCAAAACUCUCAAGGAUAAUGUUUAAUAGUCCGGAGGUAAAACGAUUUUUAACAUUUUUAACAGAAUCACACUGAAUCACAAUCUGCACGAAUGUCUUGAUUACUGUAAACAAGAAGUCAAGUUCUU
Molecule: messenger RNA, 2022 nt
Organism: Mytilus californianus (California mussel)
Lineage: Eukaryota; Metazoa; Mollusca; Bivalvia; Mytilida; Mytilidae
Exons: 3
Coding region: 102-1970 (622 amino acids)
Source: RefSeq, a predicted model, not a curated record